Molecule: messenger RNA, 1518 nt
Organism: Cyclospora cayetanensis
Lineage: Eukaryota; Apicomplexa; Conoidasida; Eucoccidiorida; Eimeriidae
Product: dynein assembly factor 1, axonemal
Exons: 7
Coding region: 1-1518 (505 amino acids)
Molecular function (GO): protein binding
Source: RefSeq, a predicted model, not a curated record
AUGGACGUUAAAGUUGAUAAGGCACCCAUUCCAUCUCAUACGAUACAGUGGAAAGUGUACGGCUUACGAUGUGCCGUGUGUUUAGCAAUAACGAAAAUUGAGGGCUUGGAUGGCUGCACGUCUCUGCGGACCCUUUGCCUGAACGAGAACUGCAUUCGGGAGAUCUCCGGCCUUUGCUGCCUCAAAGACCUACGGGUGCUGAACCUUAGCAACAACUUCAUCUCAGAUAUCUCAGGGCUCGAGGGCUGUUGCCCCUUGCUGGAGACGCUGCAUCUGGGUUUUAACCAGAUAGAGGACGAAGCGCUGACACCAUUACUGGGAUUUAAGGCCCUGGUCGUGCUGGAUCUGAGCCACAACCAUAUAUGCAAGGGAGAAAGCAUCGAGCAACUGCAAAGCCUUCGGCAGUUAAAGGUCCUCUACCUGCAUCGAAACCCUGUGGUAAGCAGUUUCCGGCACUACAGGAAGAGGCUGAUCUGUGGAUUUCCUUCUCUCACUUUCCUAGAUGAUACUCCUGUGAAGUGGAGGGACAGAAGAACUGCUACAGCUUUCUUGAAGGGAGGUAUCGAGGCAGAGAAGAAGGAGCUGGAGCUGAUCAACAAAGAGAAGCGAGAGGAACGAACUAGACUGAUCGAUGGUCAGCAAAGAAAGGAGCAACGAGUCGACCAAAACAAAUCGGGUUCAUCUUGGUUUAGGCGCGUGUGCGAAGAGGCUCGCAGGGCACAAGCCCAACCAACCAAUAGGUGCACCUUCGCCAGCAGGGUGGCUUCUAGCGAGACUGCUGCUUUCCGAUUUUUCAGCGAUGGCGAGAGGAGCAGCAAUAGCAGCCAACUGCAAGUCCCUCCGCUACAACUGCAAAGCGAGAGCACUUGGUGCAGCACCGACCGCUCCCUGAGUGGUUGCAGCAGCGACAGAAGUAUGGACACCCCCGGUGCACAGGCAGCAAACACAGCAGCCAACGGAGCAGCAUCGCCAAGUCAGCAAACAGCCCCCGCAGCAGCAGGUGUAACAGAAGCAGCAGCAGGUGAGACGCUGACACAGCACAGCGUGCAACGAGCCGGAGUAGCACCCGAUACACCAGGGAAAACCGAAGCGGCCACAGCAACUCCGUGCCAGUCAGCAGCCAAUGUUUCAACAGGAAACGCAGGAGGACAGGAAGACAGGGCAAAAAUGGCAGCAGAGCCAGCAGCAGCAGUCCUUCCAAACGAAGCAGCAUUACCAGAUGCAGGAAGAAGCGAUGCACCAGGAAUAGGGGAGGAAACAAGCACUUUGGCAGAUAAGACUACGGCAGUCGAGGAGGCAGCCACACCACAGGAGACAAUGACAUACACAGCGAUAACGGAAGCCGCAGCAACAACAGAUGAACCGCCAGAUAGAGCACUCCGGGGAAACACAAGAUCAGAUGUACCGUCAGAAACUAUAGACCCGCGUUCAGCAGCCAGCUGCGAAAGGGCAUCUGACGCAACAGAAGCAGCGCAUUCAGCAGAAGCAGAAAGUACUGCAUCCCAAAAAGAAUACUAG